AUGUGUGACUACUACCUCCACAUCCACGCUUGCACACACACCUCCUCCGCCCUCGGCCGGUUCUGCCAGUCAGCAGCGCUGAUCCAGACGCCUUGCAAGAACAAGCAUGUCUGGCAAUCGAUCCGGCUCCCUGAUGGCUGUGAUGAUUGUGGUGGCGAUCCGGAGGUGCAUGAGCAAGGACCUGAGAGGCCGAAGAAGGGGAGGAUUGGGAUUGUGAAGAAGGGGGUUGUGAGGAGGAGGGCGAGUCAUUCUAUCAUCAGAAAGGCUCCCAGCUCAACGGGGCUCGAACCCGAGGUCUGGGCAAUUAAGGAACACCCGAGGGCGUGUGUUGCCUCUCAUACCUUACCGCUUGACCAGAAGGCCAGCGGCUUGACAUUCAACCAGCGUUUCAAGCCAACUGACGCCUUCAUCUGGAGCCCCCCGAACGCCGCCUCCUCUCCACCCCAUCCAAGGUAA
This is a messenger RNA of Pseudogymnoascus destructans, 456 nucleotides long. RefSeq lists its product as uncharacterized. The coding region runs from base 1 to 456 and encodes 151 amino acids. The transcript is spliced from 3 exons. The record is from RefSeq and is a predicted model, not a curated record. Lineage: Eukaryota; Fungi; Ascomycota; Leotiomycetes; Thelebolales; Thelebolaceae.